CAACCUUUCCAAUAAAAGGUACGUGACACUGCACAUCAGAAGCUGGAUUUAUUUUUGUAAAUAGGUACAUUGGGUAGGUCGUGUUAAGUGGGUUUGUCCAAUCUGCCUGGUUUGAUUGGCCGGUGAAGUCGUCCAGUAUGGAACAGAUGGCUGCGUGAUAUACAUCCAUAACUGCGUGUUAAUUAUAGUGUUUAAGGUGAAGUGGUGCAGUUCAUGUUUGUGGUUUAUGCACCUGCGUGUUAAUUAUAGUAGCGAGAUAAUUAUGGGUAAAUUUGCAAUUGCGACUGACCUGGGGAGAGUGGGUGGCCGGAUGGAAAAUGCAGUCCACUAUGGGACCGGUGAAACUGCAAUAAUUUCUGUAUUGUGGAAUAAAGAGUUUUUGCACCGCAUCUUCUCUCAUCUCGAACUCUCCAAAGAUAUCAAAGCGUGCAGUUUGGUUGCCAAAAUGUGGGCAGAAGUUGGAGUUUCCGUCCUCCUAGAAAGAUUUCUCCUCGGACUCUCUACAGAUCUCGAUUCGCCAAAAGUUCUGCACAAAUUCCCGGCGCACGUGGAAAUUCGCUGUGGCUCUCCGAAUUAUGAACAUUUGGACAAACUUUUAGCCCCAAAUGAAGGCACGAUGGACGUCGAAAGUCUCAACAUCAUCAAUGAAGGAAUUGUGGAGAAAACAUUUGCAAAAUUUUUGGCUCGAUGUGCAAAAUACUUUAUGAACUCGUUAACAACGCUUUCUCUGACUUUACCGAGCGGAAAAGUAUUUCUGCCACCAAAUCCACCCGUGUUCCCCACCGUGACAUCUUUGUGCAUCGACCUGGUCCAAAAUCCAUCCUGUGAAAUGGACGAUACCGAAAAUGGCGAAAAUUUUCUCCGCCUUUGUCCCAAUCUUACCAACCUCACUAUUCACUCGGCUCUACUCCCCGUCGUUUAUGGGGAAUUACUCCAGUUCCCAGAAAUUUACCAGAGACUGGAAAGUUUCCGAAUAAAGUGCAACUCUGAGCCGGGUACGAGAUGUAAUCGACUCUCGUACUCUCUCCUCCCCGAGGUGGACGUUCCUCUCAAGAAGUUGGAAAUUACGAAUUUCUUCUUAGCAGAUGCGGCAGGACCGGGUUUACUUUCCAAAAUUUUCCACAGAUUUUCAACCACCUUGGAAGAUUUGGAAUUUGGCUGGAUUCAGUUUGCAGAUUCGUCCACAGGCACCCUGGUUUGGCCGAGGAUGCCAAAAUUGGGAAACCUAACCAUGCACAUUGGGAACAAGUCCGACCCGAAAUUUAAUCCUGAGUUGGCUCUCGCAUGUGUCGAAUUUGUGUACGAGACUGGCGACCUGGAGAGAGGCCUUGAUCUCAACUACUCCACCCAAUUUCCUGCCUUAUCCCAACUCUCAAUUAUUUCCUGUAAUGAGACUCAAGACGACAAAUUUCGUCAUUCUUUCGAAAUUUAUAAAAUGCUCUUUCCCCACGACGCGCAAACUUGGGAUACCUUGACCACGUUGGAUAUAACGUUCCCACCGAUCUGUUCACAAGACGAGGAUCCCGACACAAAGAGAUGGGUUAAUUGUUGGGAGGCUGGAAAAUAUUGUGAUUAUGACCGAUUUUGCAGAAAAAUUGCAAAAGUACUCCCAAAUUUGAAGACUCCGAGGUUGUCGGAUAAUUCUUGAAUGAUAUUAAAUAUGUAUAAAUUUACAUAUAUGUACAUACGUACCCAAAUCAUUUACAUAUUUUCAAAGAUGUGAUUCUAGUUAAUUUUCAGUGUUAAAACCAGGGAACACUUUAUAUGCAUUUACAUACAAGAUGAGGAAACUCGUAUUCCUCGCAACCUUAGGGGCUGUACAUACACUCUAAGAAAUUUUACCACCAGCGCGGUGGUCAUAUGUGACUCUACCGGCAGGUGGCAGAAGACCACCGGAUGGUGGAUGCCCAUCACCAGCUCAGUGAUGAUCAAUCACCGUGCGGUGGUGCAGUUGUCACCUUGCGGUGGUUGCAGCUGUCACCAUUCCGGAAGAGUCACAUAUGACCACCGCGUGGUGGUAGUUAUCACCAGGUUUCUUAGAGUGUAAGGCUGAAUAUUGUAACAAAAUAAUUUUCCGUAAAUUUUUUUUUAAUUUUUCCGUACAUAUUUCUUACGAUUGACAACUAUGCAAUCUUAUAAACUUUCGUACUUUCUUGAAAAUAAAGUUACAAAACAUUUUUUUGAUGC
Folsomia candida is the source of this 2187-nucleotide messenger RNA. RefSeq lists its product as uncharacterized. The transcript has 4 exons. Bases 227 to 1648 code for a protein of 473 amino acids. Lineage: Eukaryota; Metazoa; Arthropoda; Collembola; Entomobryomorpha; Isotomidae. The record is from RefSeq and is a predicted model, not a curated record.